Messenger RNA from Saimiri boliviensis boliviensis (Bolivian squirrel monkey), 1986 nucleotides. RefSeq names its product BCL2 interacting protein 5 (gene BNIP5). NCBI's taxonomy places the organism in Eukaryota, Metazoa, Chordata, Mammalia, Primates, Cebidae. The record is from RefSeq and is a predicted model, not a curated record.
AUGGAGAAUCCAAGGCGCCCGAGGAGGCCCCUGACGGAGAGGAAAGCCAAGUCUCUGGACAGGCCAUCGGCCCCCAGGAAAGACUCAGAGUCGCGGGACUGCCACUGCCUCUCGCUGCCCACUGCCCCCACCAGGAAGGCGCUUCACUGGACAGCCAGUGACUGGGCCAGACGUUCGGAGAGCCCAGCUCCGCCUGCAGAGGCUCAGGGCGCCACUGCUGCAGCCCUCACUCCGGAGGAGACCGGAGAGUUUCUCCCUGGUGAGCAGAGGCCUCCACAAGACACCAAGAGGGACAAGGCCCAGAGGUGGGCCCAGCAGGGGUGGCUGAAGACCAUGCUGAACUUCUUCUUACUGAGGACGGGCCAUGAGGAGCCCAGAGAAAAGGCCAGCAGGAGGCCAAGGGGGAAGGAGGAUGUCUCCCAGCCUCCAGAGCCCCCAGAGGCACCGGGGGAGCCAGCCCUCAGGAAGAGAGCCCACCACGACAAGAAGGCCAGCCGCAAGAAGCAAGGUCACAAGAAACACAUGGCCGAGCUGAAUAAGGCAGCUCAAGACCAGGAGGCCGGAGGCCGAGAGGAAGGGCUGUCCAGGACAGCUGCUGCCUCGCGCUCUGGGGAGGCUGACCUGGGCCCAGCUCACAGGGGUGGGGAAGACUCUGAUCGUCAGUCCUUCCUCAUCAGAGCAGAUGGCACUGGAGCUUUGGAUGUUUCUCCCCAAGCCACAGGUCACCAGCAAGAAGAGGAGCUCAGAAAGCCUGACGAGGAUGCUAUCAUUCAGAUGAUAGUGGAAUUUCUCAAAAGAGUGGGAGACCAGUGGGAAGAAGAGCAAUCUCAGGCCUCACAGCCGAAGGUGGUCCUGCCAAACCCAACAGCAGCUGUGAGGAAGAAAUCCCAAGAGAAAAAGACAAGCCCCAAGAGAACUUUUUCUCUUAAGAAACAUGGCUCCGAGGAGGCCAAGAGGGGGCCUGCAGAUGUUUCCAGUCCAGAGGCCCGGCCACCCAAGAAGUCCAGCUUCCGGCCCCUGUGUGUCGGCGGCCAUCGGCCUUCCGUCUCCAGCAGCUAUGGCUUGGAAGAACCUGAAGUCCAGGAGAGCCUGUCUACAGAGGCUGAGGCUCCAGGUCCUUGCAAGCUUUCAACCCCACCAGAGAGCCUGGGACCUGGAGAGGAGCUUCAGCCGGACAGAGCCUCAGAAUACAGAGAAUUCAUUCAGAAGAUCAUUUCCAUGCUUCAAGAUGCAGAAGAACAGCGAGGAGAGGAGCAACUUCAAGUCCAAGAGGAAGAGGGGUGUAUGGAAAACCUGGCCCCACUCAGCAGAAGGAAAUCUCAAGAAAAAAAGUUGAGCCUCAGGAGAGCGUUUUACCAUAAGAAACACAGCUCCAAGGAACCCAAGAAAGCGGGGGCAGCAGGGGCUGCCAGCCCAGAGACCCGACGGCCCAAGAGGCCCAGCUUUCUGCCCCUGUGUGUCGGCGGCCAUCGGCCCUCCACCUCCAGCAGCCUUGAUCCAGAAGAUCUCGAGUGCCAGGAGCCCUCACCUGCAGAAGGGGAGCCUGAUGUGGUCCCAGAAGCACCCUUCCAGGCCAGAGGCCACACACCAGAAGGGGCGGUGCCUCAGCUGAGUGGAGUGUGUGAAUCUAAGGAGCUCAUCAUCCUGAAGCUGGUGGCGCUUCUCCAAGAAGCAGAUGGCCAACUGGGGCAGCAGAUCAGGCGCCACCCCAGCUUUAAGAGGUAUUUUUACAAGUUCUCGGACUCCUCCCUCAGCAAGCUGUUAGCCACCCUACACAGCCAGGUGCCCCAUUCCUCUCAGUGGGACAGGAACCUCGCCAGGAGACUCUACCAGUUUGACGUUCGCUUGGCUGACAAAUUUGCUGGCAACAAGAGCCAUGCCAUCUGCAUCCUCAUGGGCCUAAGAGACCACUACAAUUGCACCCACUUCCCAGACAGGGAGGACCAGCCGAGCAUCGAAAGUCCUGAGAUUCUAAGUCCAGAUUGA